GAUGAGAGUGCGGGUAAUCAAUAGCGGCAUCCAAGCCUCUUGCUCGAGCCGUUUCCUUGGCGGGCUGCCAUUGGCCAGCCACCACGUCAGACGCCGUCCACCGACUUUCGUGUGCAUCAAACGGACGGCCGCGCAGUUCUCAAUAGACUCGCGAGCGACUAGCAAGAUCCCUCCCCUCACUUCCACGCCAAGAAUGUCGCGCCAGCUCCAGCCUGAGCAGUUGUUGACGCCCGUGCCGUCCGACAUUGCCAUCAGCGACGCCAUCGCGCCGUUGCCCAUCACGGAAAUCGCCCAAGCCGCCGGAAUCCUACCCGAGGAGGUGGUGCCAUACGGUUCUACGAAGGCCAAGAUCUCUCUGGACGUGCGUGACCGCCUUAAGGGCCAGCCCAAUGGCAACUACGUCGUGGUCACCGGUAUCACCCCCACGCCUCUGGGCGAGGGCAAGAGCACCACCACGAUCGGGCUGUGCCAGGCGCUGGGUGCCCACCUCAACAAGAAGGCAUUCGCUUGCAUCCGCCAGCCUUCGCAGGGUCCGACGUUCGGAGUCAAGGGAGGCGCAGCAGGUGGAGGCUACGCGCAGGUCAUCCCUAUGGAUGAGUUCAACCUUCAUCUAACGGGAGACAUCCACGCUAUCACUGCUGCCAACAACCUGUUGGCUGCUGCCAUUGACACUCGCAUGUUCCACGAGAACGCGCAGAGUGAUAAAGCGCUGUUCCGCCGUCUCUGUCCGGCAGCUAAAGACGGCUCCCGUAAGUUCUCGCCCGUCAUGCUCAAGCGUCUACAGAAGUUGGGUAUUACCAAGGUGUCACCCGACGACCUCACGGACGAGGAAAUCCACAAGUUCGCGCGUCUAGACAUCAACCCCGACACGAUCACUUGGCAACGUGUGCUGGAUACAUGCGACCGGUUCCUGCGUCAAGUGGUCGUGGGUGCUGGACCUGCCGAGAAGGGCCAAACCCGCACGACUGGCUUUGACAUCACAGUAGCUAGUGAGAUCAUGGCUAUCUUGGCACUUACCACAAGUCUGGCAGACAUGCGCGAGCGUCUGGGACGUAUUGUCAUCGGUAUGAGCCGCAGUGGCGAGCCAGUGACGGCUGACGACUUAGGUGUUGGCGGCGCUCUGGCUGUGCUUAUGAAGGACGCUAUUCUACCUACACUCAUGCAGACGGUGGAAGGAACUCCCGUCUUCGUGCACGCAGGCCCGUUCGCUAACAUCGCUCACGGUAACUCGUCCAUUAUCGCGGACCAGAUUGCGUUGAAGCUAGCGGGUGAAGACGGUUUUGUGGUCACUGAAUGCGGCUUUGGAGCUGAUAUUGGCAUGGAAAAGUUCUUCAACAUCAAGUGCCGUGCCAGUGGACUGACCCCGCAGUGUGUGGUGCUCGUCUCCACGGUCCGUGCGCUUAAGAUGCACGGAGGCGGCCCCAAUGUGGUCGCCGGCAAACCGCUUGACCCCGUGUAUGUCGAAGAGAACCUUGAAAUGCUGGAGCGUGGUUGUGCCAAUAUGCAGCAUCACAUCCGCAACGCGUUGAAGUUCGGUGUGGCUGUCGUUGUGGCUGUGAACGUGUUCGCCACGGACUCGCCUCGUGAGGUGGAGCUUGUGAAGCAGAAGGCUCUGGAAGCUGGUGCCACUGCUGCUGUGGAGAGCACUCACUGGUCUGAAGGUGGCAAGGGAGCGAAGGAAUUGAGUCGCGCUGUUGUUACUUCUUGCGAGAAGAUGCGUGCACAGGGCAGCCCGUUCAAGUUCCUGUACCCGCUGGAAUUCAGUAUUGCCGAGAAGUUCGAAGUUAUCUGCAAGGAGAUUUACGGUGCUGACGGCGUCGAGUUCAGCGAAGAAGCUAAGAAGAAAUUGGCGGUGUACUCGCAGCGAGGAUACGGCAAGCUGCCUGUGUGCUGUGCCAAGACUCACCUGAGUUUGAGCACGGAUCCGACCGCGAAAGGUGUGCCUACCGGUUUCUCGGUCACUGUGCGUGAUAUCCGCGCGUCUGUAGGUGCUGGCUUUGUCUACCUGCUCUGCGGUGACAUGAUGACAGUUCCCGGCCUCCCCACGCGCCCGGGCUUCUAUGAUGUUGACCUGGACACCGAGACUGGCAAGGUGAUCGGUCUGUUCUAAGCAGAUACAUAACAACGAUGCGAUCUUGACUGAGACGACGAGCAAAGGGCGGCAUGUCACGUUCAUGUGCCCCCCUUUCCUCGCGUCAGCUAUUGUUGCUAGAGCCAACCUGUUAACGGCUCGUAGAAGUCAGUCUUUUUUCCAUCUCCUCUUGUGCUCGUUAAGUGCAUAUAUUGUGUCUGACCCAGACAGCAUUGAGUCUGGUCUAACUCGU
Phytophthora nicotianae INRA-310 is the source of this 2324-nucleotide messenger RNA. RefSeq lists its product as hypothetical. Gene Ontology annotation, molecular function: formate-tetrahydrofolate ligase activity; ATP binding. The annotation marks the transcript as partial. The record is from RefSeq and is a predicted model, not a curated record. NCBI's taxonomy places the organism in Eukaryota, Oomycota, Peronosporomycetes, Peronosporales, Peronosporaceae. The transcript is spliced from 7 exons.